This is a messenger RNA of Lodderomyces pseudojiufengensis, 1173 nucleotides long. RefSeq lists its product as uncharacterized. The record is from RefSeq and is a predicted model, not a curated record. NCBI's taxonomy places the organism in Eukaryota, Fungi, Ascomycota, Pichiomycetes, Serinales, Debaryomycetaceae. The transcript has a single exon. Bases 1 to 1173 code for a protein of 390 amino acids.
AUGCUUUCUUUACAGUUCUUGUUAAAGAUUUUGACAUUACCUUACCCUAUUAUCAGAGCUGUCCUACAAUAUUAUACAACUGGUACAAUUUAUUCAAAAACGAAUAAAGAAUUUAAAAAUUCAUUAUGGAAAAAUAUUUUAUUAUCAAUUGAAUAUCAUGUUUCUGGAAAUUAUCAAAAAAAAGAUAUGAGAACAAUAGUUUAUCAACCUAUAAAUAAAGUUAUUUCAAAAUUUAAAAAACAUCCAUUAGCUUCUCAAUUAAAUUCAUUUGGUGAAAAAUUUGAUCAAUAUAGUUAUUGGAUAAAUAAAUGUGAUAAACCAAAAAAUAAACAAAAUGUAUUGAUAUAUAUUCAUGGUGGAGGAUAUUUAUUAAAUUUAUUUGAAUCUCAAUUUGUAUUUAUUUCAGCUUUACAUUAUUCAUUAAAUGAUAAAGCCGCGGAAAAUACUUCAAUUUUAGUUAUUGAUUAUUCUUUAACUAUGUUUAAUAAUGAAUAUCCAACUCAAUUAAUUGAAUGUUUAACUACUUAUUCAAAUUUAAUAAAAGAUGGUUAUAAGAAUAUUAUUUUAUUAGGAGAUUCUGCUGGAGCUCAUAUGUCAUUAUCAAUAGCGAGAGCUAUUGCUUAUCCAGAAGAAGUUUUAAAACAAUUUGAAUAUGCUAAAAGAACAGUUAAUUUUGAUAUUUCAACUUUACCUCAACCAAAAGCUUUAAUUUUAGAUGCACCAUGGCCUGAACCAUGCACUAAACGUUCAGUAGCUUCAAAAAGAGGUAUUAAUUGUUAUGGAGAUUUAGGAUCAAUGGAAACAAAUAUGGGUGAUUACUAUGCUGGUAAAAAUGAUAAAAAUUUUAUAAAUAAUUUUUUAACUUUUACAAAUACAAAUUGGGAAGAUCAUUGGAAAGAUGUCAACCCAAUAAAUAAUGGAAAUACUUUAAUUAUAGUUGGAGAAAGAGAAGUUUUAAGAGAUGGUGUUGAAGAAUUUUAUAAUAUUAUUAAUAAAAAGGGAAGUAUUGAUUAUCAUGUUGAACCUGGUGGAAUUCAUGCUGGUGUUGUUUAUGUUGAAAGUUUAGAUUAUGUUUCUAAAAAAGGUGCAAAAAAAGCAUUGAAGGGAGAUUUUAAAGAUAAAUUUGGUUAUAAUUUGAUUUCAAAAUUUAUAAAUGAUCGUAUAGAUAAUUAG